AUGUCAAACAAUAAUAAUUCAACACAUAAAUUAGUAAAUCUUCCACAUAUUCUAAUAUCUAUCAUAGUUCAUAACUUAACAGAUAAUAUCGAUAAGAUUUGUUUUAGUUUAGUUUGUAAAAGAUGGUUUGACAAUAGAAAUAGAUAUCUAUUGUUUGAUACAAAGAGAUUAUAUUGUAUCGAUAAAGAUAGUUCAAGAAUCACAUUGAAUUCCUAUAGAUCUUUAAUAACAGAAUCACUCUCCCAAAAGAAACAGUGUAGCCUGCUCGUCAAUUCAGAAAAAAACUAUAAUGGUCUUUAUGAUCAUAUAAUGGAUAUUGAUUCAAUUGAAAGUAUAAAUGAAAUCGAUCAAAAUAUUGUUAAUGUAGAAUUAGACUCUAGAAUCGAAGCCCCAGAUAAGCUAUUUGCUCGACUUUAUGAAUUGAUAAGUAAAUCAAAUGUAACUAGCAUUGAGAAGUGCACACCUCAGACUUUAAAGUAUGGAAUACCAGCGAAUAUCACCUCAAUAGUUUUCGAGCAUUAUUUUAAUGAACCAUUGUUGAAAGGUUGUUUUCCACCGACCUUGAAGACACUGAAAUUGGUAGGUAUUUUCAAUCAGGUUAUUGAAGUAGGUGUGUUACCUGAUACACUGGAGUGUCUCGAGAUUUCUAAUCUCGAUCAAAUAUUGGAACCUGGAGUAUUACCUGCAUCAUUAAAGAUUCUUAAAAUCUGGCGUUUAGCACCCGAAAACUAUCUCAAAGUUGGAUCGUUACCACCAAAUCUAGAGGAAUUCAUUCAUGAUGGAAAUGAUUUUAAUAUCGAUGCAAACGUACUGCCAAAUUCGCUUAUUAGGCUUGUUAAUGCGCCUGUUUUAUGGAUGAAUUCAAUAAAGCAACUCACAAAUCUUAGAUCCCUUUUGAUAAUUGGCCAUGCUUCUUGUUUAGAUCUUGGUGAUCUACCGAAAUCACUGACAACACUUGAUUUAUCCGGUUCACUAGAGGUACUAUCGGCCUGUCCUACUUCAAUCAGACAUCUUAGUCUCGACGAUUCAGAGUAUGACAUUGACCAAUUGUUCCCAGAUCGCUCACUUUAUCAUUUUGAAAGUCUAGUGGUAUGGGCAUUCAAACAGGAAUCUCUUAAAGGUUUGGAUAUCAAGAGAUUGAUUCUCAUUGAUCAGAUAAAUACAGAGAGUUUGGGAAAGAUCAGAGUCAUUCCAUAUGGUAUUGAAACGCUUGAGAUUGCUAUUUGGUGUGACUUUUCUUUCAAUCAGGAAGUACUUCCAUCAUCGUUGAAAACACUCAAUGUUACCAAUAUGGACAGUUUCACACACCCAGGUAUUAUUCCAAACUCUGUGAAUAAUUUAAUCAUUCGAGAUCUAGGAUCUGAUAUUAAUAUACCAGAAGGUAUUCUCCCAGACUCUGUUAAAAACAUUCAAUUGACACAACUUUUAUUUCCUACAGCAAAAAUGAUAGACAACAUUACUUAUGAAGGUUUCAAUAAUAAUAAGUGUUCGAUUCGAAAGCUUGAUGAUCAAUAUUACAUUGUAUUUGGUCAUCAAAGUAACCAAUUCAUUGCAAGUCUAUUCCACAAAUCAAUGUUUUUAGACUCAAUUAAAGUUAGCCAUCAAGAUCACCUUAAUUCAAAGAGAGUCCAAAGCUAUCCACCAAAGUAUUGCCUAGAGAUCCACAAUCCAGCGACACUAUCUAUGCACAACCGAAUCAGAUGUAGUACCAUCAGAUCAUACACAUCAAAUCUUAAAAACAUAGUGAAAUCUGACCAACAUGUUGAAUUUAAAACAAUAAAAUACGAUAAAACAAACUUUUCUGAGUUCUUUCGUCAAAAAAAUGUUUUUUAUAUAGAUGAUAACAUUGAUAUCAUUUGUUUCAGUUUAGUUUGUAAGAGAUGGUACAACGAUAGAGAUAAAUAUUUAAUGUUCAACACUGAUAAUAUCUGUCUAUUUGCAUAUAAUACCUCUGAUAUCAAUCAAAAUAAUAAACAUUUCAACUUACCAUCAUAUUAUAAUACCUUUAUGAAUUCAAUUCAAUCAAAGAUUAAUUUGACACUAGUUUUUGGCUAUAGUACUUACCAAUGUCCAAACUACGAUUAUCAUUAUAAUGAGUUUGAAAAGCUAAAGGGUAGUAUUCCCUGCAAGGUUUCAAAUAUCUAUAUAACAUUUAAUUCUUCCGAUGAAAUAGAUGAAUUAGAGAAAUUCUAUAGAUUAAUAUCGGAAUCACAAUCAGUAACAAAGUUGGAAGGAUGCAGCACAUUGAUAUAUGGAUUACCAAAGUCAAUCAAAUCACUAUCUUUCCGAGGAUUUGAUGAACCCAUUAAGAAAGGAUCACUUCCCGAUUCAUUAGAGGUGUUAGAUUUUGACAGAUUUUUCAAACAAGAGAUUCUACCAGGUGUACUUCCAGAUGGUUUGCUCGAACUUACUCUAAUCAACUAUCAAUAUGAAAUUCGACCAGGUGUACUUCCAAAUAGUUUGUUAUCAUUGACUAUAAACGGUAGUCCCUAUGAAAUUCAAGCAGGUAUACUUCCAGCUGGCUUGUUAUCAUUAUCUUUGUACGACUAUCCACAUGAGCUUCGACCAUGUGUACUCCCAUCAACUCUUACAUAUUUGUCUCUAAAGUGCUACGAAUAUACGCAAAUUGAUGAUCUAGCAUUUAUAAGUGCCGAAUCUGCAACAUGGGAAGAUAGUGUAAUAACGAAAUCUUAUGUGCCAAUUUCAUGGUUACAAGCAAUAUCAUCACUUCUCAAUCUUCAAUCACUUGAAAUUUAUUUUUCCUACCGCGAUCAAGAAUCCAAUGUAUUCAAUCUUAAAUACCUCCCACCAACUUUAGAAUCACUCGAAAUUAGCAUAACAAGUGUCGUAUUGAUAGGAACAAUGCCAGCAUCCUUAAAAAACAUCCAUCUUAACGAAUGUCAAUUUAUUAUCGAUGAAAUAUUCCCAGAAACUAAGCAAUAUCACUUUGAAGUAUUUGGUAUUGAUAAUAAUAGUAUUCUUCGAAUUCCUUCAAACAUAAAGAUCGAUGAAUUGUUCAUAACUGGAGAAAUAACAGAAUCAACUAUAUCUCUACCAUCAUAUGGUGUGAAAUCAAUCUACUUUUAUACAGGAUUGUAUGAUUCAGGCGAGAAGAUUAUCGACUUUGGUGAUGUCGACAACGUUACCGAUCAAACAUGUUCAUUAAGAGAACUACAUCUUCCGACAUUCAUGAAUGGAACUCCUAAAUUUAAAAUACCAAACACCAUUGAACAACUGCAUAUUGGUGACAACGAUCUCAAUGAUAUAUUACAUUUGAUACCAUCAACACUCAAUACUCUUUCUUUUAAUAGCAAUGAAAACCAAAGUGAAAUCGAUAUCACCAAUCCAAAUUUUUUCAAAUCAAUACCCAAAAUAAUUCGUAAUUUUGGAACAUAUAGCAAGCAAACUAUUAGAAAGUUGGAUGAAAAUUAUUAUUUAAUAUAUAAUGAAUUUGACAACGAACAAAACGUCCGAUUGAUUUGCGAAAACUCAUUAACUCUCUUUAACUUAUUUAACCAACCUAAAUCUUAUGAAAAUGUAGAUAAUACAGAAUAA
Molecule: messenger RNA, 3555 nt
Organism: Heterostelium album PN500
Lineage: Eukaryota; Evosea; Eumycetozoa; Acytosteliales; Acytosteliaceae
Exons: 5
Coding region: 1-3555 (1184 amino acids)
Source: RefSeq, a predicted model, not a curated record